Molecule: messenger RNA, 1866 nt
Organism: Oncorhynchus mykiss (rainbow trout)
Lineage: Eukaryota; Metazoa; Chordata; Actinopteri; Salmoniformes; Salmonidae
Source: RefSeq, a predicted model, not a curated record
AGCCUGGACCUGAGGACACCAGAGACCAUGGUGGAGAGUGUUGGAUUAAGCCUGGACCUGAGGACACCAGAGACCAUGGUGGAGAGUGUUGUAUCAAGUCUGGACCUGAGAAAUGGAUUCCUCAGACCUGUAAGACUUGUGACCAUGUUGAGAACUCCACACACUGGCUUCAGAUUGAACCCUUGACUUCCACUGUCCAGGGAGUGACAAUGUUCAGACACAGGACACCCAAAGGGAGUUAUGAGUGCACAGUGUCUGGGCUCCGCUGGCUGUGUGAGAGAGAUGUCAUCCUGAAGUAUCACUUCAGGAACUGGGAACCCUACAGUCAACUUCUGAAAGACAUGCAGUACACACAAGGUGGUCCAUUGCUGGACAUCACUAUGGAGUUAGGUGAACUGGAGGAAGUUCAUCUGCCACACUUUGUCUGUUUAGGGACCAACCCUUCCCUGAGGAAUGAGAUGAAGAUUCUUCAUGUAGAGGAACAUGGAGUGUCUUUAGAGGAAGUGCAUGAGGUCACCAGAUUCCAUGUUAAGAUUCUCCAUCCCAAGUUCUCACCUAUCUCUGUUAUACUGAGAUUACUGUCUUGGAACGUAGAUGUCCACUGUGACGUGGUCCUCUACAUGGCAGUAAAAAAGUCAACAGUCAUUUCAAGGCUGUACCUGCUCCUCAGAAACUCCAGUCAGAAAGAGGCUGUUCAGGAACGGGAGAAAAAUCAGGUGUCCAAAGGAUUUUCAGAAUUCGUCCUGUCAAGUCCAAACGGGUCCUUAAAGCUGAACAGUUGGUUUGCGUUCAAGAAUCCCCGCUCCACUUCCAUCAAUCCAGAGAAGAUUCAGCUGUUACCUGCAGACACCACACCAAGCUGUUGUCAGAUGAUAAUGGGAAACACAGGGGUGGACAUUGAGAUGGAGUUAAUCGGGGAUGAUGAGAGGACAGUAUGGAAAUCAGUGUUAUCAAAAGAUGUGUACAGCAACGACUCUCAUCCAACAUCAUUAACACUCUCUGGGAUUCCUGCUGAGGAGUUUCUGAAGAAAUACAGGGCUAUACUCAUUCAGGGAGUCAAAAACACAAUGCCAAUAGCAGAUGAUCUGUCGUCAAAGAGCAUGAUUGGUGAUGAAGAGUACUCCAGAAUAACAGCUGAAACAACUGAACAGGAGCGAAUGAGAGAACUACUGAACGCAGUCCUCCCUAAAGGACCAGAAGUGAUGGGAGCUUGUCUCAAAGCUCUCAGUGAACAUGAACACCAUCUUGUUAAGUACUUGAGUGAAUCUAGCACCUAAUCUGAAGAUGCUGAGGCCUGUCUUUUAGUCUGUGGACAAAGACACUUCUCCACCUAAUCUGAAGAUGCUGAGGCCUGUCUCCUAGUCUGUGGACAAAGACACUUCUUCACCUAAUCUGAAGAUGCUGAGGCCUGUCUCCUAGUCUGUGGACAAAGACACUUCUUCACCUAAUCUGAAGAUGCUGAGGCCUGUCUCCUAGUCUGUGGACAAAGACACUUCUUCACCUAAUCUGAAGAUGCUGAGGCCUGUCUCCUAGUCUGUGGACAAAGACACUUAAAUUAUUGUAAUGUAAAUGUUUAUGUUCGUGCUAUUAUUUUAACAAAUGUCUGUGUUUUAUUCAUGUGCUGUUCUAUAAACCAAUGUGUGUUCAUUAAGUGGCCGACUGUACAAAUCCUCACUAUCAGUAGCUGUAAUUUGGCAGUAAGGCCAGACGUUGGUUUGAGAAGGAGAGAUCUCAGUUUCAGUUUAGAGAGAAGAAGACUGGUGACGUGUUGGUCUGUCAAAUGCUAUGAACCAGUAUUGGUCGGUCACAUGAAUGGAACAAAAUGGUAAAGAAUCAUGAAUAAAUGAUAAAUAUAAUAUAGUAAUA